Molecule: messenger RNA, 331 nt
Organism: Drosophila teissieri
Lineage: Eukaryota; Metazoa; Arthropoda; Insecta; Diptera; Drosophilidae
Product: BPTI/Kunitz domain-containing protein 4
Exons: 2
Coding region: 68-289 (73 amino acids)
Molecular function (GO): serine-type endopeptidase inhibitor activity
Source: RefSeq, a predicted model, not a curated record
UGAGCUUUCAGCCCGAUAUUGGUAGUUUCACUUCAGUUGUUUAACUCUGAGUAUACACAGAUUGAGGAUGAAAGUAUUUGUUUUGAUCUACACCAUAUUAGCUUUAGUGCCAGGCUUAAAAGGAAAUGAUUGCAAUCUUAAACCUUUUGUGCAAGGAUCAUGCCUGGAAUUGACAGACCUCUAUUCCUACGUCGAAAAUAGUAACGACUGUGUAUUCUGGCAGGGAUGCCUUAUGAAUGGUAAUCAUUUUACCAAAAAAGAGGAAUGCGAAGCCAAGUGCAAGCAAUAGUUAAACCGUUUUAAGAUUUGAAAAUGUUUUCAAUCAUAUGGA